Priceomyces carsonii is the source of this 1008-nucleotide messenger RNA. RefSeq lists its product as uncharacterized. The transcript has a single exon. The record is from RefSeq and is a predicted model, not a curated record. Gene Ontology annotation, molecular function: protein-disulfide reductase activity. The coding region runs from base 1 to 1008 and encodes 335 amino acids. NCBI's taxonomy places the organism in Eukaryota, Fungi, Ascomycota, Pichiomycetes, Serinales, Debaryomycetaceae. Gene Ontology annotation, cellular component: cytosol.
AUGCCAGUUCAAUUUGUCAAAUCAACGGAAGAUUUCGACGGUUACUUGGCUAGAAAUAACUUCUUUGUCGCCAAUUUUACUGCACUGUGGUGUCCUCCUUGUCAAGUUGUCAAGCCAGUAAUUGAUCAACUUUAUGCAGAUGAAAAUGGCAGAUAUGCCAAAAUAGAAAUCGCAAGAGUCGAUUUGGACUCUUCUCCUGAGCUUGCAUCAAGAUAUCAUGUAACUAGUAUACCUACAUUUAUAUUUUUCGAAAAGGGAAAGGAGACGAGUAGAAUCAAUGGAGCGAAUAUACCAGAAGUUGUGAAGCGCUUAGACCAAAUGAGCUCGAAGGCUUCCAAUGAUGUUAAUGCUGGAAGGCAUGGAGCUCAGAGUCCUGUGAGUUCAGUAUCUUCAGUGUCCUCAUAUCAAAAAGAAAUCUCUAAGUUGAUUCCCAGUGGAUUUGAAAUUUUGAAUAGCUCUAUUGAAUUUCCACAGUUUGAAGCGUUGAAUUCUUUGGCUUUACUGAAAACUUCAGACGACGCAAGCGAAAUAAAGAAUUUAUUUAGACUUGACUCAAAGGUUGAGAAUAGUGCUGUUAUCUCCGACGCUGAUUCACAAUUGUUGUUCUAUGUACCGUUUGUCAAUAUUUCAAAAGUUUAUUCUAUCUUGAUAAAGAUUGCUGACCCUAAGGAAUUGGCUUCUGACAAAUAUGAGCUCAACGAGGAUGAGUUAAAAAAUGAGACGCAAUCCCCAAGUCUUGUGAAAGUCUGGUUUAAUCAGACAAGUGUUUUAUCAUUCGAUGAUAGUGCUAGCGAUUCUAAUGCACCUCACAUUGAAAAGAUUGACAAGAAAAAUGGAUGGUAUGAGUGCAAAUUAAAGUUUGUCAGAUUUCAGUCGGUUCAAAACUUGAAGAUCUUCAUUGACGGAGAAAAUGAAGACUUCCAUACAUUAGUACAAAAGAUAAUAAUAGUAGGAGUGAGUGGAGAGUCCAAAGACAAUUUUAAACUCGAGAAAUCCUCUGACGAAUAG